This is a messenger RNA of Copidosoma floridanum, 4132 nucleotides long. RefSeq names its product tripartite motif-containing protein 2. The record is from RefSeq and is a predicted model, not a curated record. Lineage: Eukaryota; Metazoa; Arthropoda; Insecta; Hymenoptera; Encyrtidae. Gene Ontology annotation, molecular function: zinc ion binding; protein binding.
GUCGUGCUGCGACACUCGCGCGCGCGCGCGCGCGCCCCACAAAAGUGCCAUAUGCAAGACGUUGAGUGUCAACUUUGAAGCCCCGACUGUCCCAAAUCACCCAAGAUCGUCGCUUGCCAGAGCUUUAACAAACGAUGCACGUUAUACAACAAUCAGGACCCAACCAGGACCAAUCUACCGCCGCAGUGCAAGGAGCGUUGUUGUUAUGAUCGCAACACACACCUCGUGCGUACGAUCCGUCCACCGCGGCUGUCGCUUCAACGUCCAUUCCCUGCCGGCCGCGUGUCACCUGCAGCACCGUCUCCGCAGUCUCGGCCCCGUCAGCCCUCGAUUCGUAAAGAGCGCCCCUCGUCAUCUGCAUGGAUCGAACACCAAACGGUUUCAACGGGCAUCAUCGUCGGCGUGAACGGCCACCGGUUCCUUAUUUGAUCGAUACAAUCAUUUUUACUGAUUCUCCGUCGUCGUCGUCGUCUUCUCCUUCGUUUUCCAAUCGCGCGACCAUCAACGAGUCCGUUGGUCUUCAUGAGCUGCUGCCCUUUAAUGACACGGUUGGGGGAGCGGAUGGUCACCAUGAGCUCAAUGCUUGUGGAAACAGUAAGCAUCAACUAUGAGGACUUUAAUGAAAGUUUUCUAACAUGUGGUACCUGCCUCUGUAUGUACGAUGGAAGCGAACAUACUCCAAAGUUGUUGCCCUGUUCUCACACUGUUUGCUUACACUGCCUCACAAGAAUCGCAGCCUCGCAGACGCGCGAGGCUGGAACGUUUCGAUGUCCAAUUUGCCGCGAAUUGAUAACAAUACCACGAGGUGGUGUUCCAGCUUUACCUCCAAGUUUUCUUGUUAAUCAGUUAUUAGAUUUAAUGUCCAGACAACGCAGAGAAGUUAUUCCAAAAUGUUCUGUGCACAUUAAUCAAGAGUUAUUAUUUUGUGAAACCUGCGAUACAGUGUUUUGUACAGUGUGCACAGGAGGAAAUCAUGCAAAUACGUCACCUGGUUGUACCGAACAUACUAUAAUUCCAUUUAGCAUAGCUAUAAAACGCAUGUCUGAGAUACUACUGUACAAAGCCAAUGAAUGUAUUUCAAAGCUGACACAAGCACAAGACUCUGUAAGAACAGAGCUUCAGAGAUUGGAUACUGCCAAGCAAAAGUGUUUGGAAGCUGUGGAUAUUGAAUUUAAUAAUAUCGUAGCUAAAGUUGAAAGGCGAAAAUCUGAACUUCAAGCGGCUAUAACUGCAGCAACUCGUGAUAAGAAGCAUGUUUUAGAAGAACAGCACACACUCAUAGAGGCUGAAAAGAAUAAAGUCGAACGUGAAUGCGAAGGACUCCAGUAUCAGGUUGAAGUACGAAAUAUUACUCAAAGGAUUGGCAGCUUGUCUGAUCAAUUGGAUGCAGCAGUUGCGCUCAGUGAGCCACGAGAAAAUGCAUUCAUUACCGCGGAGUUCAAUUACAACGAUGCACUUUUUAAUUUGGAGCAAGCACUUAAAGUUUUUGGAAGAGUGAGAUCUAGUACAACGUUACCAGGUUUAUGUCGGGCAAAGUUGAAAGACACAGCGGUAGUAAAAUUACAGGGCAAUGUAUUAGUGGAUACAGUUGAUUAUCACGGCCAUCCGCGAAAUGCCGGAGGCGAUCCUAUUACAGCAGAACUAUCACUUGCCAACAGUAAUCAAUCGCAAAACUCUAGUGCCCAUACUGAAACGGAAGUCAAAGAUCUUGAAAAUGGAACGUACGAAGUUAGAUUUAGACCCACCGUUGCCGGUCGCUAUGCCCUAAGAAUAUCAGUUUUUGAAAGGUCUAUCAAAGAUUAUCCUUUGUUCUUUGACGUUACUGAGCAUAACGAGCCAGUUAGAGUUUAUGGCACCAGGGGUUCUGGGAAAGAUGAAUUUCUGCAACCAGUGGCUAUUGCUAUUGACGAUAAUAAAAUGGUUUAUAUUGUAGACACUGGAAAUUCUCGAAUAAAGGUGCUUAAUGAAAAUUUAGAAUUUCAAAGGCACAUUACCAAUGAAGGUCUGGAAGGACGAAGUUGUACGGGUAUUGCGAUUUCCGAGCACGGAUUAGUUAUUGUAAACUGGAGGACGAAAACUGUUUCAGAAAUAUCAGUGUUAGGAGAUACAAUUAAAUCUUUCUCGCACAACGCCUUUCAAGAACCAAUCGAUGUAGCUGUAGACAGAAAUUACGGACAUAUUUUAGUUGCCGAUAAUGGACAGUGUUGUGUAUUUGUAUUUGAUUGUGAUGGAAAAGUCUUAUUUCAGGUGGGCAAAAAAAAUACGUUCAAGUUAAUAAUAUCGGUUGCCGUUGGUCCAGCAGGUGAAAUCUUGGUAGCAGGCUCACAUAUCCAAGUAUUUUCAGCAAAAGGCGACUUUUCUGACGAAAUCAAUACCGAUGCUAAAAGUAAGGGUAGAUAUGGAGGAAUCUCUAUUGAUGCUAAAGGGCGAAUAUUGGCAUCUUACACUGAAAAAGGACGUACGGUUAUUCAAGUAUUAAGAAUCGAUGAUGGAAAUCUCAUGUCUGAAAUUGAUUCUCACAGUUCUAAAUUACGUCGUCCAUCAGGGAUUGCAGUCUUACCUGACGAUCAUCUUAUAGUAGUAGAUUUGGGGAAUGAUUGCGUGAAGAAGUACAGAUACUGGUAAAGUUGAAUAUAUUAAUUUAAAAAAAUUAAAUUUAAUCGCGUUUAAAUUUCUACACCUGUUACUCGCACGCGUACAAAUUGUUAGUCAAUUAGUUGGAGGUACUAGCAAGACUCUUUGAUUGCCCAAAAGUUUUCAACAAAUAACAUAACUUAAUUGUAAUUGCGAUGAUUAAUUUAGAUUUUUUUUUUUAAGCAAUGCGUGGGUGUUACAUGCUUUAUCGUUAAGUGGCGUGUAAAUAGGCUAUGAUAAUAAAUAAUAUCACUGCCCACUUCUAUUUAAAUAAAAAAUACUGAGCAUAGCAAACGGUACAUUGUGUAAUAUUGUCUGUCACAAAAAAGCCAAGGCAUAAACUAAUUAUUCGUAAAAUACAAUAUGUACAAUAUUUUAACUGAUUAACUGUUUGGACGGAAAAAGAAGUAUCAUAUCAAUUUUGGAAUUUCUUAACUAAAAUUAGGAAAUUUUCUCAGAAAUUCAAACAAAAUUUUUAUGAAUAAGUAUUAGUAACAAAAUUACUGUGACGUACAAAACAAAAAUACAAUUAAAAUAUAGUUGUAUCAUAAAUAAGUGUUGUAUAUAUUUGCUCAGUAUUACGUUUAUAAAUUAUUGUCAUAUAAAAAUCAAUUAUUAAAAGUCAUUUCAAUACGGCAUAAUGUGCUCAGCAGAUAACGUUUUUUUUUUAACUUUUUUCAUCAGUACAUUAUUAAUGCUUGAUUAAAAUUCAGUGAAUAAGAGUUUAGUAAUUAGACUCAUUUUGUAAAUUAUGUAUGAAAUGUACUAGUCUGUGUAGAAAAAAAAUUAAGAAAAAAAAUUUUUCAAAGUUGCCAGGAUAUAGAGAUUGAGAUUGAUUUAAUCGAAAUGACAUUAAAUGUCAUCUCAACAGUAAAUGUAAAGACUAGUAAAGCUGUUUACAAUUUUUUUCGUACGACUUUAAAUAGCCUUAUUGUUAAAAAUAUGUUUAAAAUAUACAACAUUAGGGCUUUAAUCCGUUUUUUCUUCGAUCGUGUGGUUAAAAAUGAAAAAUUCAACUCAAAGUAUACAAAUUAACGCCAUUCUAGUAAUUUUUUUUAUGCCUAGCGGAGUAUUACUUAAAUGUAGACAAUAUUUUGUAUUUGCUUUUGUACGUUCAACAAUGUGUAUUGUAUCCUUUGGAAAUAAUCCUCCUAUUUUUAAUUUGAUCAAUCCAUCAUAGGGGCAUGAAUUAGAGAAUAUGGCUUGUUCAUUGUUAAUAUGGAUACAAAUAAUUUAAUUUUAUGCUUUUCAAAGAAAUUGAUUGAAAUUAUCCUAUCCUUUAGAGAGUCCUUUUUGCCUAUAGACUGUAUAAUCAAUUGAGAAAAACAAUUGUUCAUUGCAUUUCACUGUAAUAGUUGCACAUUCCGGAAAUUUCUCGGAAUUUAACGUGGUAGGAAAAAAAAUUUUUUUUUUAAUAAUUCGUCCAUCUUUUAUUGUAUGUAUACUUAAUGUUGAUUUGUGAUGAUUAUACGUAUUUUUUUUUUUUUUUAACGAAGCA